Lagopus muta (rock ptarmigan) is the source of this 1317-nucleotide messenger RNA. Its product is annotated as PHD finger protein 7-like. NCBI's taxonomy places the organism in Eukaryota, Metazoa, Chordata, Aves, Galliformes, Phasianidae. The record is from RefSeq and is a predicted model, not a curated record. The coding region runs from base 1 to 1317 and encodes 438 amino acids. Gene Ontology annotation, cellular component: nucleus. The transcript is spliced from 10 exons.
AUGUAUGCUAGGAAGCGGAAGUUGUCUGACUCGCAAGAGCCAGCGUGCGUGCUGUGUGGCUCGGUCGAUUACGACCUGGACACCUACGGGCGCAUGUUUGACCAGAUCGGGUUUAGGGUCCACGAGUUCUGCUUGAUUUUUGCCAACAUCUCUUUUGACGAAACACCAACAGACCAGGGAACUGUGCACAUUGAUUAUGCUGCCCUCACAACCAAGGUCAAGCAGGCAAACCAGAAGCAAUGCUGUGUUUGUGGAGAGAGGGGCGCUGCCAUCACGUGCACAGAGAGCGGCUGUGAACGAAGCUUCCACCUGCCGUGUGCCAAGGACGGGCAGUGCAUCACCCAGUUCUUUGGGCUGAACAGGUCCUACUGCUUCGAGCACUGCCCUCGACAGACAGCAGUGACAGCUUCAGCAACCGGCACCCGCUGCGCCAUCUGCCAGGAGACCGUGGGGAACAUUGCAUCCUACCACACCCUGACGUGCUCGGUUUGCAAACAUGCCUGGUUCCACCGGGACUGCAUCCAGCAACAGGCCUUGAAUGAUGGCAAGGAGUGCUUCCGCUGCCCUGUCUGUCAAGACAAUGCUCUUUUCUGCAUAGAGAUGUCCAUCCUCGGGAUCCGAAUCCCAGACAGCGUGGUGUCCUUCUGCCAAACCAUGCAGAUGAGAAGAACACCAGCAUGGGAGGACGAGCGUGCAUUCGCAACACUUCAGCAGAGGCACAGGUGCUGUGAUGCCAUCGUGUGCUUUUACCACGGAGGCAGGGAGCUGGCAGAAGAAGAGGGGCCCUGGCAGCUGAUCCUGUGCAGCUCCUGUGGAGUGGAGAGCACCCACCGGCAGUGCUCCUACUCAAGCAUCAGGAUGAACAUGUGGGACUGUGACAGAUGUGCUGGCCUGGGUACCGCCUCCGCCGCCAUCUCGGAGCUCGCGACGGGGCAGAUCGGGAUCCUCCAGAGCAGCCACAGCAGCUGCACGCAGGAGGCGUCCCAGGCAGCGGAGAACAAGCCGCACACGAAGCCGCUCCCCGCUGCAAGGUCGGGCCCCAGGAUCCCAGAGCCCGACCAGAAGACCUCGAGGCAGCAGGCGAACACCAUCUCCAGCUGCUCAGAACAGAACCCGCAGCACCACCAGAGCGGCAAGGCGGAGGUCCUCGAGGGCUCCCCUGCAUUCACACCCUGCGGAGUGGCCCGGGCAGACAGGGGAGGCCCGCAUGCAAAGCCGUUCCUCAGUGGCACAACGAGCCACAUAUGUCCUCAGCCGGUGCAGAAGAGGCUGCAGGAGAAAGCCCCAACAGCAGAGGCUUUCCCGGCCAUGAAGUGA